UUGCAUAUUCAUAGUUGAGAGAGAGAGAGAGAGCAGAGAAGAGAGAUUUGUUUGGGUGAUGAAUGAAGUUUGAACAGAUACAGAUCAAUGACUCAAACUGUGUUGCUCUCCACUUACUCAGAUUUCACUGAUGCAGCUGGAAUUGCUGGGAACCUCUUUGCUAUUGUGCUAUUUGUGUCGCCCAUACCCACAUUCAGGAGAAUUAUCAGAAACAAGUCAACAGAACAGUUCUCAGGACUGCCAUAUAUAUAUGGACUCUUGAAUUGCUUGAUAUGCCUAUGGUAUGGCAUGCCCAUUGUAUCUCCGGGUAUUUUACCUGUUGCCACAGUCAACUCGAUUGGGGCGGUUUUCCAAUUAAUGUACCUAACCAUCUUCAUUAUACAUGCAGAGAACGCGAAAAAGGUGAAGAUGUUGGGACUCUUGCUAGUGGUUGUUGCUGCAUUUGGUAUUAUAGCAUUCAUGAGCCUCACUUUAUUUGAGCCUCCUAAUCGACAGAUCUUCGUUGGAUAUUUGAGUGUCAUUUCUCUUAUAUCCAUGUUUGCUUCUCCGCUAGUUGUUAUUAAUUUGGUGAUCAAAACAAAGAGUGUUGAAUUCAUGCCGUUUUAUCUCUCCCUUGCAACCUUUUUGAUGAGUCUUUCUUUCUUUGCAUAUGGAAUGUUCAAGUGCGAUCCGUUCAUUUAUGUCCCAAAUGGAAUCGGAACAGUUCUGGGAAUCGUACAGUUGGUGUUGUACUACUAUUACAGCAAUGCAUGUGGAAAAGCCUCAACAGAACCUUUGCUCGAGUCUUACGCGUGAACCAUUCUAUUCCAGUUUAUACAGUGAGUUUGCUUGUAAAUUGCCAUUGCCAUUGCAAUUGUCUUCUUUUUUUUUCUUUUUUUUUUGGUGAUUAAGUUGGGUUUUGAAAUCCAUAUGAUUUGAUGGAAAGCAAUGCUAUAAUCAUCAUUGCAGAUACAUUUGUACAAUUUUUAUAAUCUUGAUGCUCAGACUUGUGAAUUAUUGAUGGCUUAUGUGUGAGAAGUUAAUCAAAGGCACAAAUGGACUUGCUAUGA
Messenger RNA from Camellia sinensis, 1049 nucleotides. Its product is annotated as bidirectional sugar transporter SWEET2a. Gene Ontology annotation, cellular component: membrane. The record is from RefSeq and is a predicted model, not a curated record. NCBI's taxonomy places the organism in Eukaryota, Viridiplantae, Streptophyta, Magnoliopsida, Ericales, Theaceae. Gene Ontology annotation, biological process: carbohydrate transport. Gene Ontology annotation, molecular function: sugar transmembrane transporter activity.